Messenger RNA from Odontomachus brunneus, 4702 nucleotides. Its product is annotated as neurotrimin-like. Bases 367 to 1194 code for a protein of 275 amino acids. The record is from RefSeq and is a predicted model, not a curated record. Lineage: Eukaryota; Metazoa; Arthropoda; Insecta; Hymenoptera; Formicidae. The transcript has 6 exons. Gene Ontology annotation, biological process: synapse organization. Gene Ontology annotation, cellular component: neuron projection membrane.
CUGAAACGCGCGGCUUCGGGCUUGUCGCAACACAACACGGUGACGUAGCCUAGCCUACGUAACGUGGCGUAUCAGCACCGACGCAGGUGUACACAUUUUGCGCGCGCCAAUUAUCGCGAAGGAUCCGCGUUUUGAGCUCGCGACAACUCUCCCGCCCGUGCACGGCGGAACGGAUGUAAGCGACAGGAUAAUGCCGGGAUGCGGAUGCCGAAUGAAUGUUUUCUGAUCGCGCAGUGUUCUACAUAAAGACUGUAUACUGGAGUCCAGGAUAAAGCUCGCGGACGCGCUUGGCAAAUGAGGAGCGCUACGUACUGAGGCCGGCCUCGUGAAUGAACGCACGAGAUGGACGUCUGAAUCAAAGCUGUCAUGGCCCCGUUUCUAUUGAUCCUCCCGUUGCUGGCAUCGUUGCGCCAGCUGAUACAGCCGAUCGACUGCGCGAUCGACCGAGGCGGACCAACGAAGCAGAGCGACGUUGGCGCUUACCUCAGGCCUAAAUCCGUCAAGGAUGUUUUAGCGCAGACUGGCGGCAACGCAUUGCUGCCCUGCCGAUUCAAUGGUCCUGGAAUAGUAACUUGGAUCAGGCGGAAAGACAGACAACUACUUACAGUGGGCUGGGGUACUCACUCCAUAGACCAGCGUUUCGUCGUUGUGCCUGACUGGAGUCUCUUAAUAAAAAAUGUCAAGCACGAAGAUGCGGGCCUUUAUGAAUGUCAGAUACAAACGGAGCCAGUACAGCAGCGAUUCGUAUGGUUAAACAUCACCGAGGCGUACUCGAUGAUACCGGGAGGACCGGAUCUCCACGUGAAACAAGGCUCCAGCUUACGUCUGGAGUGUCAGCUGAUGGCGGCCGCGGAAUCGCCCAGCUACAUAUUCUGGUACCGCGAGAACCGUAUGAUAAACUACGACAACGAGCCCGGCGUUAAGGUCGAACGGACGAGAAACGGCUCGGUACUCAUCGUGGAGAAGAUGAAGCUCACGCACGGCGCGAACUACACUUGCUUGCCGAGCAACGCCAAGCCAGCAUACAUCAUGAUACACGUCAUCGAAGAGGAAGAAAAACCAGCGGCUAUGCACGGAGGUGAUCGGCGAAAUUCCAAGGCAGCAUCGCCGAGCCACGACCUGCUGGCCUUCAUAAUUCUCACAUUUGCUUCGCAACUAAGGCACUUCCUGUAUGUCAUCCGCCACGUCACGUGACUAACGUAAACCACUAUUUUCAUGAAACCGAAGAUAUUAUCAUCCGAGAGCGCGCAAGCGAAUCUCAUAGCGCGAAAACUCAAACAUCUCUUUGUUUUCAAUUGUUCAAGACGUCUUAUCGCGUUUAAGUAUCGAAAAAUACUAUUCCCGAUUCGACACACCUUCCCUCCUCACUCCAUUUCUCUCCUUCCCUAUAUAUCUCUUUGUCUAUUUCUCUCUUUUUCUGCAUGAAGCUGUUUGAGCUGACGAUGAAAUCCAAACGUCGCGAAAGGAGAUAUGACAGGUACCGCGCGGAAAAAUCAAAGAAAAAUCUAUUUGCGAGUAAACUUAAAGCGAGAGAUUCAACUGCAGACAGUUUUUCCGAGAGUCCGUAUCCCCCGGUGAUGAAAUCCAAGAAGGACCGCAAAGUUUCACGUAACCAUGUAACUUUCGUUUAAAGAAAUGUCUUAUCCAAGUGACACCACUUGAUAGAAACUCCGCUUGAACUUGUAACGAGUGAAUAAUAUCCGUGGAAUGAGAUUUGGUCUUCUUUCGACGGGGACGAAUCUGUUCGCCAACUUUGGGGACCAAGUUGGCAGUCUUGUGUCGUUGGUCAUCAUAAACUCUCUUUGAAACAGAAGUUUUUACGCAGAAUCUCAUCGUCCCCGCUCACGUCAAAGUAUCUACAGAAAAUAAAUUAAUUAAUAAACUUUUCGAGAAUGUUGUUUACUUUUUGGUGAAAAAUUAUCAACAUUUUAUACAAUACUAAUUACUUAGAUGUAUUUCAAAAUGUAUUUCCCAUAUUCAAUAGGAAGAUAUCUUAUAGAAAAUGUUAUAGUAAAAAUUAUAGCAAAAUUUUUAUAAUCAUGAACCAUGUAUAUAGAGAUUACGAUCGAAAUUGCUAUAUAUUUACUUAAAAAUAUUAUGCAUAUUUGACUUUUUAUCACAAAAAUAUUGUAAUUGAACGUUUUGUUGCAUAAUGUAAAAUAACUAAAAUUUUUAUUAUAUACAGUAAAGCAAAAAUUUUGCAAUUUUUGUGCAAUUACAUUUGAUACAGUCGUUAAUACGUUAUAUUACAUUUAUAACAACAAUUACAAUAUAAAUAUAGAAAGUUUAAAUAGAUUAUAUUUCGAACGUAUCACCUGAUAUUAUUCAUUACAUUGCAUUCCAAAUAUUAUCGUACCUUCUAUAUAUAUUUUCGCUGUUAAAUAUUAGUAAAAAUAACUUAAUGAAAAUUACUAUAGAAUAUGUUUUAAUCCUUUUUUACAAUACCACGAAUAAAAAAAUAUAUGGAUCCAUUUAAAAAAGUAAAAAAACCUUGACUUUUUUAUAAAAAAGAAUUAUCAAAAUUUUUAUUAUUACUUCUAUUAUUGUUUAUUGCUUUUUUAUUAUUGCUUAUUACCAUAUAAAACGGAUUAUUUAGUACUUUUCCCUGCCUAAUUAUUACAACUGGUGAGAAAAAUAAUGAAUAUGGUUACGAUAAACACCCUAUAUAUCUUUGCGCAACACGAAAAAAAGCUAUAGGAGAGACCGGGACUAGUUGGCUAUCGCAAUAAAUUAUCAAAAUCGAUUAUUUCUAUUAUUCUUUAACGAGUGCAGCAAGCAGGGAUCUCAAAACUAUCUUUGAUGUAUUUAAAAAAUUUGCUUGCUUAAUUCUGUAAGGAAAUAGCAAAACUUGUUAGGAAAUAGCAGAAAUAAUCAAUUUUGCUAAGUAGCUCCGAUCUCCCCUACAACUUAAAUUGCUUAGCAAAUUAUUUUAUCGAUGGUACAUUUUUGCAAUCUGUGUUAUAAUUCUUAGUGGUGUAUUUGUUGAUAUUUGGUAACUCGUCAUAUUUACUAUUUCUACGAUAAUUCCUACAAAUCUUUGCUACAAAACAUUGUAGAAAGAAAUAUAUUUUUAACGUAAUUUUUGCUGCAAAAGUUUCUCCAUGCAUGAGAAUUAAAGAUACAUGAACACAUUUAUAUCAAUAAGAAUAAUAAGACAGUUUUUGUCGCAUCUUAAUAAUGCAUAUAUCAUUACAUGAAUAACAAUUCUUCAAUUUUUGCAGAAUUUUGAAUCCCCUCAGAGAGAUCAUUACGCCUCAAAAAAUAUUACAUCCUAAAAAUAUAUCAUAUCUAUCCAAACAAAUUUAGCUCGUCUCGAGGUAGACAAGUUUCCAUCGCGAGAAUCAGGUAUUAUUUGCUCCUUAUAAAUUUAACAAGUUUCUAACAAGCAGUUUGAUGCAAAUAGGACAUCGAGUUCUAUAAACAAAAGUUUCACAUUCUCUCCUGGUUGUUACCAACAUUCGCAGUAAUAAACUCAUUUAGAAUUGUUAAACAUUAUACAAAAUAAAACGAGAAGAAUUGUUUGAUUUAUAAAAUUUAAGUAUUUCGAGCGACAAGGAGAUUUUCAAGAGUUUAUCAAACAACGCAUAUAAAAAAAAUCUUAUGGACAUCACGGUCAAAAUUACAUCUACAAAUAAGUUAGUGAUUCCUAAUUCGAAUCGUCCGGAGAAAAGGGAAAUUUUUUAUUAUCAGCAAAAUUCCUAAAAGCUGCCAAAACCGGUCAUGUACUUCGAAGUUUGAAUUUAUUGCGCGUUAAAAAGUAAUGUAAAUUCAAAUUAUUUUGUUUCUUACAAAUUCUCGUAUCAUGAUCAUUACAAAUAAUCGAAAUCUUCAUGUUUCAACUGUAGAUCGAAGCAACGGUCUAAAAGAUAAAAUAACUCGAGCUUAUAGUAAUAAUAGUGCAUUUACAUAUAAUAUCCUAAUGGACGAAGAUUGCGAGUGAUUACUAUUAUUUUUGCUGGUAUUCGUAAAAAUAAUGCCUCAAUGAUAUUAUGAAGUAAGACUUGAAUUGGUGUAGUGUUUCUUAAAGAAAUUCGUAAUGUUAAAAAGUACUCACAGCUCAAUAUUUAUUCUAAUUCUUAAGAAAACAUUAUUGUAAACAAAAACUCUAAAGUAUAGUUCUUAAUAUUCCGAUUUCGUUUAAGUUUUACAAUAAAUUAAUAAAUUUACAAGUUAAUUUUACAAUCAUAACUUUUUAUUGAAAACUUGUUAAAGAAAAAUCGUUCCAGUAAAUCAUAUUUGCACACAGAUUGUUAAAUAUAUAUAUAUAUAUAUAUAUAUAUAUAUAUGUAUAUAUAUAUAUAUAAAAUUAAUAUUAUUAUUAAAUUUUAAUAUAGCCGUAAAUGUAUUCCUAUGUCAAUGCCGAUAAAUAUAGAAUGUUAGAAAAAACUGGGGUCAAACUUCAUAAAGCUGUAUUAUUUGUCGACAUCAUGAAUCCAAAAAAACAUAGCCCCAUUUUUUUUCAUCAUUCUACAUACGUGUAUGUAUUCUGAGGAUCAUUUCCAAUGACUUCGUUGGCUUUGUAUGUAUUAAAUUAGAAUAUAUGUGCAUUAAAUUAAGAUGUAUAGCCUAAUAUAAAAAUGUCGUAGCAGUAUAAGAACUAGUAGUAUUACUACUUUUAAUACUUUCGAUCUUAUUCAUGCGAAAAAACGAAUGAAAUGUAAUAUAUAAUUAUGUCGUGCAAACAUACAUAAUAAAAACAAGA